AUGCCCUGGCGGCCGCUGCCUCGUAUCGCCUUUUCCGUGGCCAUAUACCCAUUCAAUCCGUCUUCCCCGGCAGAUCUACCAUUAGAGCUUGGCGAUGAACUGUACAUCAUUGAACAAGGAGGAUCAAACGGCGAGUGGUGCCGAGGCUACUUGGUAGCACCGCCGUCGUUAUUGGCGGGCUUGACAAGUACCAAAGGGCAGACUCUCGAAGCUCGUGUGUUCUCGGGGAUCUUCCCGCGGAAUUGCGUGGAAAUUCGGGAGGUCCUGGGCGACAACGAUGGCUACAGAGCACUACUCAAUGGCGACCGGAACAGCUUCGAUCGACUGACCUUGUCUGGAUUGGAGGGGGAUCUCAUGUCCAAGGAUAAUCUAACUUUCUCCGUCGGUGAUGUCCCAGCGGCCGGCGAAGUGACGGAUGUCGUUUUCGCGAGGAAGGGAAAGCCUUCCCAGAUCAUUAUUAACAAGACGGAUGAUCCAGACAUGGCAAGUCCGCGAUCUGUGCAAACAUGGAGAACUCGUUCAAUUCCGCAUACGCCGGUUUCUUUCGCUCCUCGCGACCCUGAUGCGCCCAAACCUGCUGCCCCGGUCCCGAUGCUCAAAAUCGGUGAUGAAACUCCCACUUCCCUUACAGAGCCGCUGGUGGAUGAAAUUGCGUCAUGUCUGCGGGAAUGGCAUUCGACCAAUUUGCAUGAGCUGCUUCUGGAUCGGCGAUAUGAUGUUCUGGAGGAUAUGUCGAACAUCGUACAAGAGCUUGACUUUGCGAGACGACAAUUACUACAUAAUGUUCUGACUGCGAAGGAGAAAGAAGCACUGCGGAAUGAGACCGUCUGGAAACUUGUCAAGGCGAACAAAAUGCUCAGCGGGGACGUGAUUGUUCGAGACCCGGAGCAGAGGGGCCGCUUGCUAACGGGCGACGACUCUGCAAUUCAACUGGCCAAGCUGCAGUCUGAAAUGAGCAUGCUCGAAUCCCAUCCCACCGCGACAUCCGACGCUACAGCUCUUCACCAUUUGCUGCUAGAAAUCAGUGCAGUAUCGGGAAAUGCGCCGGGACAAGUGACCGUCGCAAUCCAGCUGUUCUCACGAUCUGACGCUGGGACACUCAGCCCAUUGUCUGAGACCUACACUCUAGACAUCCCUUCUCCAGACAAGUUCGUCAACAUGAGUCAAAGCAGUAAACUGAAGACACUGUUCACCGAAUUGGCUGCAACGGACAUCGGAGAUGGGUCCCCGAAUGGGCGGCAGCUCUAUCUUGUUGCGUGGGUUCGUGCUUCAGAGACGCGGUCUACAGCUGAUACUACCCCUGUGUCGCGGCCAUCAAUUUCACGAGACAGCCCGACCCAAAACAAGGCUACAGCGAAUGGGGGCAUUCAACCCUCGGUCAAGGGCAGCCUGAAGACCCGCCGCAGCAUGAUGUGGACGGGUAAACAACGGGCGCCGAACUUCGACCAACCAGCGAAGUCACCUGGCAUUCCGCAAUCAGCGAGCAGCUCGACCAGUAUCAAAGAGACAGCGAGCCCCAAACCCGCUGCAAAGGAUGUUUCAGCCCUCCGCACUGUUGGCGUCGGGACAUUGGAGAUCUCGCCGAUUCUCCGACAGGAUAAGGACGCAGAGCAGGUGAUCAACAUCUGGUCUCCUUGUCGGGAUGGCGAGGGAGGUGAGGGCCUUACCGAUGGCUUUGACAAGUUGAUUCGCACCUUGCUUCCUAGUCCCACUGGCCGGUAUGUUCGUGCUGACCCUGCUGCACGCCUACACCUCCAUCUGCGUCCAUUUACCAGUAGCGACGCCGAGUCCUUGAUCCGCCAGAACCCUACAAUAAUGCACGGUGUGGUACAAACACAGCGUAUUGGAUUCUCCAAGGCUCCUACGAAACCAAGGUCCGACAUAUACGUGACGCUCUCCCAGGCUGUGUUUCCCACAGAUGCUCUUCUGUCUCACCCGCAGGCUGGGCAGAUUCCUUUACAAGAUAACACUGGACUUAACAAUCUUCAACUCACUCUCGAAGUCCGUGAUGCUAAUGGAGGCCGGGUACACAAAUGUGUCUUCCCUUCUUCCUCAAACACCUCGAACACAGCAUGGCGUACUACAAUCGUCCAACGAGGCUCGCCUUGGAACCAGACAAUCCGCCUCAAGAUUCCCACGGAACAGAUUCCUGGCUCGCAUAUGGUGAUGAGUAUCGCAGAUGCCCCAGAAUUCCCCUUUGCUCUUGCCUGGAUGCCCCUUUGGGAUCAGCAGGCUUUCAUCCGAGACGGUCGCCAUUCUCUAUUACUGCAUGCUUAUGACAAGCAGACCUCUAGCAUUGAGAAUGGGAAGGGUGCUUACCUGAACCUCCCGUGGAGUGCACUUGGCAAGAAUGAAUCCGCCAAAGAUGAAGCUGUGACCGGUCCGUUGGCCACUCUCCAACUAGAAACUCACCUCUGCAGUACAGAGUACUCCCAGGAUCAGGUGAUUUUGAGUCUUCUUAACUGGCGGGAACGGCCCGUGGAUGAGGUUCUAGACACUCUCAAGCGUCUGCUCUUUGUUCCCGAGAUCGAGAUUGUCAAACAACUCAGCGGCGUCUUCGAUGCGCUGUUCGGAAUCCUUGUUGAAAAUGCUGGCAAUGAAGAAUACGAGAACUUGAUUUUCAAUAACCUCGUCACUGUUCUGGGAAUUGUCCACGACCGACGAUUCAACCUGGGUCCGCUGGUCGACCGCUACGCAGAUGAACAGUUCAAUUUCCCGUUCGUCACUCCGUGUCUCAUUCGAAGCUAUUUGCGUCUCCUGAACGCAGCGACCGACGGUACGCAGUCUCGCAGCCUUCGCGCUGCCUUCAAGGUGGGACGCCAUCUAUUGAAGUUUAUCAUCAAGGCCCGUGAGCAGCAGAAAGCCAAGGAGGAAGGAAUCGGCAUCACCACCGUGCAGUCCACAUUCAACAGAGAUAUGCAUACCAUUUUCAAGUCUCUGGAGACUCUAAUGAAGAACUCCUCGCCAACAUUGGUAGGCAGCAAAACACUCGUGGUCCAGCAUUUCCAUACGUGGCUACCUGAGCUCUCCAAGGUUCUGAGCAAGGAUGAGAUGAUUAUGAUCGCUCUGAGCUUCAUGGAUUCAUGCAAGGAUGUUACCGGCAUGUUGAUUCUAUAUAAGCUGGUUCUCAUCCAGAACUAUACCCUCUUCGAGAUCUUCUCGUCUGGCGAGGAAAGACAAACCUUGAUCUCCAGCUGUAUUGGCUGGUUGGCUCCAUACUGGGGCUCUACUCCGAGCGUCUCGGAUUUGUACCGGGACCAGGUGCGAUUGAGCUGCUCGAUCGUGGCCCAAUUGCUCAGCCAGCCAGACCCCCAGCUCUAUGGAUUUAUGCCAAGCAUCGUUGCCUCUUACUGUGCUAUUGCCACCGAGGGAGUCGACGAGACGGAAUAUCUUUCCUUACUUUUCAGCAAGUCCUUCCCCUUCCAGAUGAAGACCGCCAAGGCUCCUCAGGCCUUUGAUGAAUCUUUGGUCGAACUGUCCGCCCUCAUUGCUGCUAUCGCUAAGAUCAUAUCUCCCGAUCUUCCCUCUCUGAAAGAAUUGGAACUUGCGACCUUUAUUGGUCAGACUUUCGAGGCUCACAACUCUAUCCUCGACUGUGAGGCUUAUCCCGAGACCUGGUUCAGUAUUCAUGUGUAUAACCAUCGCGCCACUAUCAAAAGUCUCGAACAUAUUGCUUUGUUGCUAAUCGACAAAUUCCUUCCGGCACCGGAUGAUGCCGACACAUUCGAUACGAAGCUAUGGGAGUCAUUCUUCACAACACUCUUAAAGGUCAUCUCAAGCGAUGUUCUUGCGCUGGAGACUUUCCCUGAGCAGAAGCGCCGAGCAGUCUGGAAGAUCGCCGGUGAUGUGCGUGAACAAGGAGCGGACUUGUUGCAAUCUACCUGGGAAGCCAUUGGUUGGGAGGCCACAGACGACGAAAGGGAGCGCUUCAAUCUGAAGAAGCUGGGAGGUUAUCAGGUCCAGUAUGUGCCUGGCCUGGUGCCUCCGAUCAUCGGCCUGUGUCUCAGUGUCCAUGAGGGCCUGCGACAUGUCGCCGUUCAGAUUCUGCAGACUAUGAUCCUCAGCGAAUGGGAAUUGAACCAGGAUAUCUCCAUCAUUGAAACAGAGAUCAUCUCCAGUUUGGAUACCCUGUUCAAGUCCAAACAGAUGAAUGAGAGCGUUAGCCAGAAAAUCUUCGUCGGCGAGCUUUUGGCGCUCUUCGAGAGUGAUGCGAUAUCCGAUGAUCUACUGUCUAAUGCUGUCAAGAGUCUCGUCGGGACGGUUGAUGAACUCUUGGAUCUGUUGGUGGCUUCCCAAGGCGGUGCCUCGACCCAAAGUCUGCAUGCGUUGAAACUGAUGGAAUACAUGAAGGAUAUGGGUCGUGAAGAUAUCUUUAUUCGUUACGUUCAUGAACUCGCCGAGGCGCAGGCCGCGGCAGGCAACUUCACUGAAGCCGGUCUGGCUCUUCAAUUCCAUGCUGAUCUCUAUGAAUGGGAUCUCAACAAACCCUUACCAGAGCUACUUACUCCCGCACUUCCCGCUCAAAAUGCAUUCGAACGGAGAGAGGCUCUGUACUUCUCCAUCAUCCAGCACUUCGAAAAUGCCAUGGCCUGGGCUCCCGCUCUGGCUUGCUACAAGGAACUUGCAGCACACUACGAGCACACGACUAUGGACUUCGCCAAGCUCUCCCGCGCUCAAAGCUCCAUGGCUCGGAUUUACGACUUCAUCGCCAAGGGCGGUAAACAAUUCCCGCGUUACUUCCGUGUGGUCUACAAAGGCCUCGGAUUCCCUCAAGGCCUGCGCGAUAAGAUGUUCAUUUUCGAGGCCUCGCCCACAGAACGCAUGGCCUCUUUCGUGGACCGCAUGCAACGGGAACAUCCCUCUGCGCAGAUCGUGUCUAGCGGCGAGAUCCCCGACUACGAAGGCCAGUUCCUUCAGAUUACCGCCGUCAGCGCCCACCGCGAUGUCUCCCAUCCGGUUUACCAGCGGGCCAGGGUUCCGUCCUCUGUGCGCGAACACCUGCUGAUAUCGGAUCCGUCUCGUUUCUCUGUUACCUCGCGGCGACACACGACUAGCUCGGAUGUCCGUGAGCAAUUCGUUGAAAAGCUCGUUUUCACUGUUUCGGAGCCCUUCCCUAAUAUCCUCCGUCGCAGUGAGAUCAUCUCUGAGGAGGAGAUUACUUUGUCGCCUCUGCAGACUGCCAUUGAGCGGACGUGGCGCAAGACACAGGAGCUUCAGCUCAUUGCACGCCGUGCUGCGUCGGGUGAGGAUUCUACUCUGUCUAGCCUGACUGAAGCCCUAGAAUCACUGCUUGAGCUCAGAUCGCCAACCUCCAACUGUGUGGCAUUUUACCGUGUGUUCUUGUCAGAUGCGCAGAUGGCAAGGAACAAGCUGCUUGAGGAAAUCGAUGAAGGCGCCGAAGAGAUGGUACAAACAGAGCAGCCCGUGGAUCCAAUGGAGACUGCACUGUCUGUCGCACUUGUCGACCACGCCAUGGCCAUCAAACAUGCCCUGUCCCUUUACCAACGUCCGGCCCACCAAGCUACUCAAGCCGAACUGCUUCGGCGCUUCGAAGAUGUCUUCGAGCCCGAGUUAUCCUCCAUCGUCCCAGCCGUGGUGGAGUACUCAUCCCCUACCCCGACCCAAACAGCCCGUCAAUCUCCUUCCCUAUCCGACAAGCGCCGAACUCAAUCUCUCCAGCGAGUCAGUCAAGAGCAAGAACCAAUCCGCUCAACCCGGAGCAACGCUCACACCCGCAAGCGAUCCGAAAGGCAAUCCGUCAGCCACCGAAUCAGCAUCAUCAACCCCUUCAAGCGCUCCCACGGCGCCUCAAACUCCAUCUUCACAAUUCAGCAAUCCGACAGCAAGGGCCAGAUAGUAAGCGAACAAGAAACCGCCGAGGACGACACGGCCACAAUCCACAGCCGAACAACCAGCCACUCCCGCGGCGGCCGCAGCGAGAAGCGCCGCAGCUUCUUCGGCGGCGACAGAACCCAAAAGCACGGCUCCUCGCCCUCCGUCGCUAACGCCGCCCACGACUCCCAGACCUCAUUGAACAUGCGCAACGACGCCCCUGCCCGCUCCCACGACGGCCGCAGUCGCGCUGACUCCCAUCACCGCGGCGGUUCGGUGAACGGUGCAGCUACGGCGGCGCCUCCCUCCAGUGGCGGGUGGUCGACGAUCCCGCCGACGCGCGAUUACGCGCACUCGCGGCCUGCGACGCGGGAUAGUAAUACGGUGACGAUGACGACUACGAAUGGGACGGCGCCGCUGUCUCCUGUGCUGAACAAUAAUAACUCUGGGAUGCGGGACUCGGUGUUCCGGCGUUUCAGUCUGCUUAAGGGUGUUGGGCGCAAGAACAGUCGGUUGGAUUUUAAAGCGAAUGCUCUCCCGAACUUCCGCACUCAUUUCCGAAGCCAUACCUUCGGGCCUCGAAGAAGCAUGAGCUCGCGCAAUAACAGCUCGCUGAAUGCCAACGAGCGAACCGGCCUACUCGAAUCACAUUCACACCGCAGCUCCUUCUCCGGCAUCGCACCUCACGAGUAUGCCGAGCAUGGCGGUCAUCACUACCAUCCCAAAGAUAACCGCGUCUGGGUGCGCUGGCCGAUGCACGUUGUUCGUCUGACGUGGAGAACGCUCGUGCGCGACUACGUCAAUGUCCUUCUUUUGUUCGUCCCAUUGGGCAUCAUUUCCGGUGCGCUCGGCUGGAAUUCCACCGCCGUGUUCACGCUCAAUUUCUUUGCUAUCGUUCCCCUCGCUUCACUGCUGAGCUUUGCGACUGAGGAGCUGGCCGCUACUAUGGGCCAGGCCCUUGGUGGUCUAAUGAAUGCUACUUUUGGAAAUGCCGUUGAGUUGAUUGUCAGCAUUAUCGCCCUGAAGGAGAACCAGAUUCGCGUCGUACAGGCCAGUAUGCUGGGCAGUAUCCUGUCCAACAUCCUGCUCGUCUUGGGCUGCUGCUUCUUCGUCGGCGGACUGCGGUUCCGUGAACAAUCAUUCAAUAGCACGGUGGCUUCGACCAUGUCCUCGCUUAUGGCUGUGGCUUCCGCCUCGCUGAUCAUCCCGGCCACUCUCUACGCCGCGAUCUCGAAUAAAACCGACGCCGGCAGCCCAGGCGGCGUCGUUCCGGCCGAUGAUGCGCAGCACAACAUCCUUAUUUUGUCCCAUGGUACUUCCAUCAUUCUGUUGAUCAUCUACGUCAUGUACCUGUAUUUCCAGCUGUUCUCUCACUCCGACCUGUUUGAAGAGACGAACGGCAGCGACACCGAGAACAUCGCUGGCGCCGAGGAGGAAGAAGAGGAGGAGCGCAUCCUCAGCCCUUGGGCUGCAGGCGUGGCUCUGGUCGUCGUGACUAUCCUCGUUGCUAUUUGCGCCGAUUACUUGGUUGACAGCAUCGACAGCAUCGUACAGACCACCGGCAUGACCAAAACAUUCAUUGGACUGGUGCUGAUCCCUAUUGUGGGUAACGCCGCGGAGCAUGUAACGGCCGUUGUGGUUGCGUAUAAGGACAAGAUGGAUUUGGCGAUCGGUGUGGCUAUUGGUAGUAGCUUGCAGAUCGCGCUGUUCGUCACUCCGUUCUUGGUUAUCCUCGGCUGGAUCAUGGGCAUUGAGAUGACUCUGCAUUUCCAGACUUUCGAGACGGUGGCUUUCUUCAUUUCUGGUCUGGUUGUUACUCUGCUCAUUCAGGAUGGAAAGUCCAAUUAUCUUGAAGGUGGCAUGUGUCUUGGCUUGUAUGUCAUUCUUGCCUUGGCCUUCUAUGUUUACCCUGAUGUCGCUGUCUAA
Messenger RNA from Penicillium bovifimosum, 7758 nucleotides. RefSeq names its product guanine nucleotide exchange factor DCK1. Gene Ontology annotation, molecular function: guanyl-nucleotide exchange factor activity; calcium:proton antiporter activity; small GTPase binding. The record is from RefSeq and is a predicted model, not a curated record. The transcript has 3 exons. Gene Ontology annotation, biological process: transmembrane transport; small GTPase-mediated signal transduction; calcium ion transport. The coding region runs from base 1 to 7758 and encodes 2585 amino acids. Lineage: Eukaryota; Fungi; Ascomycota; Eurotiomycetes; Eurotiales; Aspergillaceae. Gene Ontology annotation, cellular component: cytoplasm; plasma membrane.